AUAUCUUUCACUACUAUAAAUAAGCUCUACACCUGCCAAAGCUAUCUGCAAGAAUCAUCAACCAAAACAAAAACACACAUCCUAGAUAUAACACAGAAACACUACCUAGAUGGCCAAAACUAGCUCAAUCCAGAACAAGACGUUCACCGGAGUUGGUAACUUCGUAAAGUUCCUCCCAACCGGAACAGUUUUCAUGUUUCAAUUCCUUAAUCCUCUCUUAACCAACAAUGGUCAUUGCCACACCAUCAACAAGUACCUUACCGGCUUUCUCGUAGGGGUUUGUGGCUUUUCUUGCUGUUUUGCUUCUUUCACAGACAGUUACACCGGCAGUGAUGGUCUCACUCACUAUGGAAUUGUUACUGCAAAAGGACUUUGGCCAUCUCGAAACUCUGACUCAGUGAACUUGUCGAAUUACAAGCUGCGUUUUGGGGACUUUGUUCAUGCUUUCUUUUCAUUGAUUGUGUUUGCUGUUUUGGCUCUCCUGGAUUCCAACACAGUGAACUGCUUUUAUCCAUCUUUUGAGUCCACUGAGAAGGCUUUGAUGAUGGCUUUGCCACCUGCCAUAGGUGCCAUUUCUGGGGUGGUGUUCAUGUUGUUCCCUAACAAUCGCCACGGAAUCGGGUACCCUUCAAGUGAUGACAAGUCACAAAAGUCCUAAUGCGUGUUCUGGUGACAUUUAUGUGUGUGUAUUUGUACGUCUCUGAAUAUUGUGAGAUUUAGUAUUUGUCUUAUUACUUCUGGUGUAUGACAACACUUCCUAGGAAAGCUUGGAUUUGGAUACUACACUUUUCUGUCUCAAAAAAUGUAAUAUAAAUAUAGGUUUGUUUCUUCAAUAAGAUAAUUGUAAUCUUCAUGAA
This is a messenger RNA of Tripterygium wilfordii, 857 nucleotides long. Its product is annotated as protein DMP2-like. The transcript has a single exon. The record is from RefSeq and is a predicted model, not a curated record. Bases 110 to 658 code for a protein of 182 amino acids. Gene Ontology annotation, biological process: endomembrane system organization. Lineage: Eukaryota; Viridiplantae; Streptophyta; Magnoliopsida; Celastrales; Celastraceae.